AUGUUUAAAUAAAAAUCAUUCUCUAAGAUAAUCCCACUCCUGGAUAAGACACGCCAUAAAGGUUAGAAUGGCAAGAUAGCCAGCAUAGGUGGAUCAUUCGAAUACACAGGUGCUCCCUAUUAUGCAGCCAUUUCCGCAUUGAAAGGAGGAGGAGAUUUAGCAUAUAUCUUUUGUACUAAAUCAGCAGCCAUUCCUAUAAAGAGUUAUAGUCCAGAAUGCAUUGUCUAUCCUUAUUUAUUAGAGGAGGGAGAAUAUGUAUUGCUAGAGAAUGCUGUUAAUAAAUUGGUGUCCUCUACUUCGAUAAUGCAUUCAUUAGUAAUAGGUCCAGGAUUGGGAAGGGAACAGAUAACAGGCAGGAUGUUGGAAAAUCUAUUCCAAAAAAAUAAUAGUAUCAAAAUAUUGGAUGCAGAUGCAUUGUGGCAUAUCUCUUAGAAGCCGAAUAAAUUGAUUGCAAUCAUCUAAGAGAAGAGCGAUCAAUUUAUAUUGACUCCGAAUGCAAUGGAAGUAAAGAGAUUAUUAGAAUAUUUUGAUAUUCAAUACAUAAAGCCUGAUUAUGAUUCACUUAAUGUAAUAAAUGAUCAGGAUGUAAACUAUAAAUAAAUUGGAAUUGAGAAUGGAUAUCCAGGGUUAAUUGCUGAAUUGAGUAGGAAAUUAAACAAUGUCAUAAUUGUAUCUAAGGGACAGAACGAUAUUAUAACUAAUGGGAAGGUGGGAUAUGCAGUUAAUUUAUAAGGUUCUCAAAAGAGAUGUGGAGGUCAGGGUGAUAUUUUGAGUGGGUUGAUUGGACUCUAUUCUUACUGGUCGUAGGAAUAGGAAGUAGAUAAGAUAGAGGGAUGCAUUUUAGGUAGUGUAGUGACUAGAAGAGCUGCUAACUUGGCAUCUAAUAAGGAGCAUUAUUCAUUGACCACUCCUAAGAUUAUUGAUCAUAUUGGAGAGGCUCUUUAUUCGAUUGUUACAGACUAGUGA
Paramecium tetraurelia is the source of this 966-nucleotide messenger RNA. RefSeq lists its product as uncharacterized. The record is from RefSeq and is a predicted model, not a curated record. The transcript has a single exon. NCBI's taxonomy places the organism in Eukaryota, Ciliophora, Oligohymenophorea, Peniculida, Parameciidae. Gene Ontology annotation, molecular function: ATP-dependent NAD(P)H-hydrate dehydratase activity. Gene Ontology annotation, biological process: metabolite repair.